UUCCAAUAAAUUUUCCUGCUCUUAGAAAAAAAAAAAAAAAUGGAGUAUGUAACCUUACCCACCUAAUAACAGGGAAGGUUUUUUUUUUUAGCGAGAAUUUGUUCUUCUUGUACUUUCAGUCUUUUCAGACAAGGUCUCACUAUGCAGUCCAGGUGGCACUCAAACUCUCAGAGACCCUCCCUCCGGCAUCUGCCCUCCAAGUUUGGUAUACAAGCCACACCUACCAUAGGGAGAAUUUGAAGAAAUAGUAAGGGCUUAAUACAUGUUUUCCGUAAUAUUUUACUUUAUUAUUUACUUAGCUGCAGUUCUUUGGUUCUGUGUUCUCUGAGCUUAGAGUGCCUUGGUUUACCCUCUUGGCAAACUCCUUCUCGUCCUUCAAACUCCUACUCAUCCAGGCCGUUCCCUUCUCCAAGAGGUCUUCCCUCCUGGGGCUUCCCUAGACACCCUUCACUCGACCAAGCCCUGUCCUGAUCUCCAUCAGGUUCUUUUUGUUUUUUGAGACAAAAGUUUGGCUAUAUAGUCCAGGUUCCUCUUCAGCUCAUUGUAUUGCCCAGGCUGAGCUAAAACUGAGGACUCUCCUGCCUCAGUCUCCCAGUUUUAGGAUGACAGAUGGGCAGGCCCCACCCUGCCAACUUGUGUGGAUGGAGAGGGUGGCUCCUGCCCACUUUCUUUGUCCCAGCCAGCGAGUCCCCAGGACACCCUGUUCCCAUCCCUCCAUCUGUCCCAGCCCUGACGCCGUGAUGCAGGGGGCAGCUGGGUCCAGCGCUGUCCUCCCAGGCUGCGGGCUCCUCGGGAGCGGGGCUAAACCCACGAAGCAAUCUCCUCAAAAGCAGAAGACCCAGCACCCCACCGCCGGGCCAGCGGGGACCCCGUGGCCCUGAGAAUGAUACGAUCAGUAUGUGCGUGGACGCAGACCCCCGGGCCAUCCCGUCCUGCCCCUGAGACCCGGGUCCGUCCUUCCUCGCACCAGGUCUGGCCCCGCUCUUGUCUGGUGUGUACGGCCCGUGUGGUCCCCCACCCUGCUGGGCGACAUCGGAUUGCUGUGGACACAUGCGAGCAGGCAUCGCGGUCUUCGGGUGCUGCCCGAAACCUGGGUAAAAAUAACCGCUUCCCCUGUCCCUGCCCCUUGCGAGGAGGCGGCGGUGACAGCCCGCGAAGACAGGGACGCGCCCGCAGGAGCAUCCGGCAGGGCCCGGGUUGCCAUGGCGACGCUGACUCAGCCGCACAGGCAGCGCUGACCUGGACCACGCCCCACGGGGUCCUGUACCUCCCAGCCCCGGCGUCCCUGCUCUGCAGCUCAGCGCGCCCACACUGCCAGGGUGCCGGGGCACACUGGCACUCUUCUGGCCAGAGCAAGUGGAGUCUGCGGCAGGGCAAGGACUGCGUGGAAGCUCAUGCCUCAGCCGCCUACCGCACAGAAGCUGCUGCAAGGCUGCGUCAGGUCAGACCCAGGCCACCAGGAAAAUGAGCUGCGAGACUGGGUGUGCUGUGCACGCUAUGGUCCCUGCACUCUGGGAGGCUGCGGCAGGAGGAUCUCGAGUUGGAACCCAGACCCCCUGGGGCUGCCACCGCACACGGGCCUGCCUCCUCCUCCACCCCAUUUCCUGUCCCUCAUGCACUCCUCUAUUGCCACAGGGCCUUCGCAUGGCUGUUUGUCUGGGAAGUUCUGCAGUCCCCCCAUCACAAGUGUCAGCCCACUUCCCUGAGAACUUUUGUUUUUUGUUGGUACUGGGAAUUGAACUCAGGACCUUGUGCUUCCCAGGCAGGCACUUGUGCCACUGAGCUGUAUCCCCAGUCCUCCUGACCACCUCUUGCCCUGUCACAUGCCCACCCUGACCCUUUCUUCUUGACUUGGGGCCCCCUUAGUGCUGGGACAGGGUGGGCGGCCCCAGUCCCCCUGGCCAGGCCAAGCCGCCUGCGCUUCCUGCCGCGGACCCCAGGCCGACUCACCAUCCCUGUAUGGCCGUGGCGGGGGACACGGCGGAUGCAUGCUGCCGGGGCAGGAGGUGCCCAGCUGGGGCCAGGGUCUAGCCGUGGGAGGGGACAGGAGUGGGGAAGAGCUGCUUCCACAUCCCUGCCCCCGCAGGAGGGCAACGGGACAGCUGGGUCACUGCACCUAGAGCACCAGCCUCACCGCCAUGAGGACUUGGUGACAAGCCCUGGGGCCCUACAGGAGGCUGCAUCAGGGGACAGGGUGGCCGGGCCCCACAGAGCCGUGGGCUGCACAGCCCUGGAGGCGGAGUCAGGAGCAGGCGAUGACUUCUGGUUUCUCUCUGGUGUGGCAGCUGACUUCCUGAAACCAGCCAGGCUUGAGAGCACGAAAGCUUCUGGAAGCCAUCGCACCCGGUGCACACAGUGGGGUGGGAGGGCGCGUGAGUGCCGGUGGGCACACGCCAAGGGCAGGCUGGGGCUCCGAGAAGCAGGAUGACAUGAGCAGGCGCGGGUCAGGAGCUGCACAGCAGGGACCAGGGCAAGCUGGCCACCGCAGAGCUGCCCCUUGCAGGACACCGGGGGCAGGGGCACCACUGGCUUGGCCUCCCCAAAC
Chinchilla lanigera (long-tailed chinchilla) is the source of this 2545-nucleotide messenger RNA. RefSeq lists its product as uncharacterized. The record is from RefSeq and is a predicted model, not a curated record. The coding region runs from base 884 to 1468 and encodes 194 amino acids. The transcript has 5 exons. NCBI's taxonomy places the organism in Eukaryota, Metazoa, Chordata, Mammalia, Rodentia, Chinchillidae.